Molecule: messenger RNA, 2594 nt
Organism: Artibeus jamaicensis (Jamaican fruit-eating bat)
Lineage: Eukaryota; Metazoa; Chordata; Mammalia; Chiroptera; Phyllostomidae
Gene: SLC25A40
Product: solute carrier family 25 member 40
Exons: 13
Coding region: 610-1620 (336 amino acids)
Biological process (GO): mitochondrial transmembrane transport
Source: RefSeq, a predicted model, not a curated record
CCGCCCCUCCCAGCUGUGAUGCCCUGUUCCUCUGGUUCCCGCUCUUCCACUGGUUAUUCCGCCUCUCUGCGGUCGCCUGCAGAGUCUUUGCGCCUCCUAGUUGAGCAGAGGUAGCGGGCGCAGUUAGAGCCGGAGGCCGGCGAAGCCCUGUACCAGUGUCAUUCCCGCCUUCUUGGUUUGCAGGGAUCGCCUGUUGUCCAGCUGCCUUCUCCUCCAGGAACGCUUAUCUCUGACGGGUCUGCUGUCCAGUGGCCUGGAGGCUUAGCUGCAGCGCUGAGCCCGGACUUGGUUUCGGGCCGGACCCGGAGGCGGCGACAACCCCUGUUCAGCGCUCCUAGAGUCUCAGAGCGUGUAUUUCCCGCGGUCACCGCGGACCCUGCUGGCCAAAGACAGGCCGCAGAGGGACCUGCUGAGUGAAUCACAGAAACAGCGGAAAGUAGCUGCCAGAGACUGGUGGAAUGGGGAAAUAAGAAGAGGUUGGUAAAAUGCUACAAACUCUCGCCUGGAAGAUAAAUAAGAUUUUCAGCUACUGAUGUUACAAACAAAAUACUGGAGCAUAGAGUUGAGGAAAAGACUUAAACCAGAUUUUUUCUUCAAGUAGUUAAAAAUAUGGAUCCUGAAGAAGGGGGACCACCGAUUCUCAAAGUGACACCUCUUCAACAAAUGCUUGCCUCUUGUACUGGAGCUAUACUGACAUCACUAAUGGUGACACCCCUGGAUGUUGUUAAAAUCCGACUGCAAGCCCAACACAGUCCAUUUCGCAAAGGAAAAUGUUUUAUAUAUAGUAAUGGACUUAUGGAUCAUCUAUGUGUCUGCGAAGAGGAAGGUAACAAAGUGUGGUAUAAGAAGCCAGGUGUUUUCCGGGGAACGUUGGAUGCUUUCUUGAAAAUCAUUCGAAAUGAGGGCAUUAAAUCCCUGUGGAGUGGCCUUCCUCCUACCUUAGUAAUGGCAGUUCCUGCCACAGUUAUUUAUUUUACCUGCUAUGACCAAUUAACUGCUCUCCUGAAAUCUAAAUUAGGAGAAAAUGAAAGCCACAUACCAGUUGUUGCUGGAAUUGUAGCCAGAUUUGGUGCAGUAACUGUGAUAAGUCCAUUAGAAUUGAUAAGAACCAACAUGCAAUCUAAGAAGUUUUCUUACAAGGAACUGCAUCACUUUGUCAGCAAGAAAGUAUCUGAAGAUGGUUGGAUUUCCCUUUGGAGAGGCUGGGCUCCUACUGUUCUUAGAGAUGUACCAUUCUCAGCAAUGUACUGGUAUAACUAUGAAGUUUUAAAGAAGUGGUUGUGUAAGAAGUUGGGUGUGUAUGAACCGACAUUUAUGAUCAACUUCACUUCAGGGGCAUUGUCUGGUUCUUUUGCAGCUAUUGUGACAUUGCCAUUUGAUGUGGUAAAAACACAAAAGCAGACACAACUUUGGAUGUAUGAAUGUCAUAAAAUUUCUGCACCCAUGUCAACCUGGGCUAUCAUGAAGAACAUUGUUGCUAGGAAUGGGUUUUCUGGAUUAUUUACAGGCACAAUUCCCCGUUUAGUUAAAAUUGCUCCUGCUUGUGCCAUUAUGAUCAGUACAUAUGAAUUUGGAAAGGAUUUUUUCCAGAAACAAAAUGCUCAAAGACAGCAAUACUAGUGAUGCUGUUUCAACUGGAAAUAACCACGGCCAGAUAGUAAGGUGGAGACUUCUUAGGCCAGGGCCUUUAUGUUAUCUUACAAAGAUUUUGUAUCUUUCCUGCCAAUAAUGGAGAUGAGUUUCUACCUUGAUUCUACAUCAUAAUCCUUAUUUUAAAAUUAGUUUUGUUAUCCUAAUUUUUGAAAUAUUGAGAGAGAUUUUCCAGAAACCACAACCACAGAGCUUUUUAUAAUAAAACGAAAAACUUUUCCUUAAUACUGGAAGCAAUAAUCUGAGUUAGAUAUUAAAGAAAUAAGGUUACCAUUAUUUCUGCAAGACGGAGUGGUUUUGCUGAUUGUAUGAAAUGUUCACCAAAGUCAAAUAUGGGUGUAGAGUGGAAAACAUUGUAUUUAGACUAGUAACAAUAAUGCUUUGGCACAUCCAUGCCGUAAUUCAUGUAUCACUGUUUGUGGAGCUCUCUAGGUUACUCCGCUAUUUGCUUGUUGUAUUAAAUUUGAUAUUGUUAAUUCACUAUCAGUCACAGAAUAUUUCCAAAAUUUCCUUUGAUGAUAUACACCUAACAUUAGAAUGCUACAACAAGAGACUAAACAGACGGCAGUUUUCUUGAAGAAAUAGCUUUUGGUCACUACAGGCUAAUGCCUAAGUAAUUUAGGUUAUAACUGUAAGAAAUUAUAUUCUCUUUUUAUAUUUGUCUGAAUGUCUUAGGACAUAUAUACUCCUAAGAAAAAGCACUUUAUUGAAGUCUGUGUGUAUUGAAAUGCUUCACAUGAAAAUGUGAAGCAUUUUUGCCCCUAAAAUAGGUAAUAUAUUUAGGUGAUAAAUCUCUAGUGUUCAUGGAAGAAUUCAUGUAUUUGUAUUAUAGUAGAAAAGAGCUUAAAUGUCUUAUCAGAAAUAAAGUGUAUAGAAUUUGUACGUAACCUUUUGUGUUCUUAUCCUGUUGAUUUACAUUAAAUUUGUAACAUGUCCAUAAAAAC